Messenger RNA from Cucumis melo (muskmelon), 2948 nucleotides. Its product is annotated as receptor-like protein kinase FERONIA. Gene Ontology annotation, molecular function: protein kinase activity; ATP binding. Lineage: Eukaryota; Viridiplantae; Streptophyta; Magnoliopsida; Cucurbitales; Cucurbitaceae. The record is from RefSeq and is a predicted model, not a curated record. Gene Ontology annotation, biological process: protein phosphorylation. The transcript has a single exon. Bases 69 to 2765 code for a protein of 898 amino acids.
CUACAAAAGGAAAAAAAAAAAAAAAAAAAAAAAAAAACAAGAAGAAAGAAAAGAAAAAUCUUGUUUCCAUGGGAGAAUAUGUGAGUAAACGUGCUUCUUCAACCACAAUCAUAUCCCUAUUUUCUUUCUUCAUUCUCUCCAUUCCUGUUGCCGGUGACUCACAACCGCCCUACACUCCCAUCGAUAAUAUACCUAUUAAGUGUGGUUUUAAUGGGAACUCAUCUGUACUUGGCGACCCUCGAUCAUGGACCGGAGAUGUCAACUCAAAGUUCUUCCCUUCUGAUCUCCAUUACAACCACGACUCAAUUGCUUUGUCCGCACUCACGCAACCUUCUUCCGCCCUUUAUGCAACAACACGGUUGUCCCCUUCCCAAUUUGCCUACUCUUUUCCGGUUAGUCCAGGCCAGAAGUUCAUUCGCCUUUACUUCUACUCUGCUUCUUACCCCAACUUUGACCGCUCCAAAGCCUUCUUCUCUGUUAAACUGGGUCUCUUCUCCACUCUUCUCCAUGACUUCAAUGCUUCUCUCAAUGCCGAUGCUUCUGGUUCAGAUGAAAUGGUUAGGGAAUUCUGUGUGUGUGUGGAUGGAAACGAUGAGAAGCUCAAUCUAACAUUCACUCCCUCAAAUCAAGACUCGUAUGCCUUUAUUAGUGGGAUUGAGAUUGUAUCCAUGCCCUCAUUCCUUUAUUAUACACCAAUGGAUCCCAACGAUGGAGGAUUAAGUAGACGAGAUUUAAAGCUCGUCGGCCAAAACAAUCAAUUCUUUCGAAUUGAGAAAUACACAUCUUUGGAGACGGUGUACAGAGUAAAUAUUGGUGGACCACCCAUCCCCCCUGUUGAGGACACUGGAAUGUUUCGAACUUGGUCAGAUGACAACAAUUUGUUGGAUGAAUACAUAUACGAUGAUGCUCGACUUAUAAAUACAACAAUCCAUCUCAACUACCGUUUAAUACCACCCUACACCGCACCAGAACUCGUGUAUCAAACUGCUUGGACAAUGGGACCCAAUGAAACGCUCAACAAGAGCUACAAUCUCACAUGGGAGUACCCUGUAGAUCCCGGGUUCUAUUACAUGCUUCGUCUUCAUUUUUGCGAGCUUGAACCCCUAAUCAAUCACAUGAAUGACAGAUUGUUCUUAAUAUACAUCAAAGACAUGAUCGCUGAGCAGAAUAUGGAUGUGUUUGGUUUGGCUAAUGGGAAAGGAGUUCCAUAUCUCAAAGAUUACAUAGUUUUGGUACCUUCUGCAGGUACUACCAAAAAGAAAGUGAAUCUCUCUGUUAAGCUGCAAGCAAGUUCAGAUGAGUGGAAAACUAAAUGGGCAUCUGUUCUCUUGAAUGGAAUUGAAAUCUUCAAGUUAAAUGACUCAAAUGGUAAUCUAGCUGGACAAAAUCCAGAUCCGCCUCUUAUCUUCUCCCCUACUCAAACUCAUCCGUUGUCAUCAAAAACAAAGAGUAAAGUGGUGAUAGUUGUAGUAAUACCCGUAGUAGCGGGAGUUCUGGUUGUUGUGUUAGCUUUAGGUUUGUUUGUUUUACAUCGAUGCAAAACAUGUACAGACCACAGCUCGAGUGAUGGAACUUCGUGGUGGGCUCCAUAUUCUAUAUCAACCAACAAAUCAAGCAAGACCCGCAGCUGGAAUCUCCCUUCUGAUUUAUGUCGUUACUUUUCACUAUCCGAGAUUAGAGCCGCCACCAAAAAUUUUGACGACAUUUUCAUCAUUGGCGUUGGCGGAUUUGGUAACGUGUACAAGGGUUACAUUGAUGAUGGAGGCACCCAAGUGGCAAUUAAGCGGUUAAAACAAGGUUCAAAACAGGGAGCGCAUGAGUUCAAGACAGAGAUCGAGAUGCUGUCCCAACUCCGCCAUCUCCAUCUUGUUUCCCUAAUAGGAUUUUGUAAUGAUGAAAAUGAAAUGAUUCUGGUGUAUGAUUACAUGUCUCAUGGAACACUUCGAAGUCACCUUUACGGGAACAAUGAACAACCUCUCACAUGGAAACAACGCCUCCAAAUUUGCAUUGGAGCUGCAAGAGGGCUACACUACCUCCACACCGGCACCAAACACAUAAUCAUCCAUCGUGACGUAAAAACAACAAAUAUUUUAUUGGACGAGAAAUGGAUGGCAAAGGUUUCCGAUUUUGGGUUGUCAAAAGUCGGACCAAUGAACAUGUCCAAAGCACACAUAAGUACAGUAGUUAAAGGUAGCUUUGGUUACCUUGACCCAGAGUACUACCGUCGACAACAGCUAACUGAAAAAUCGGAUGUAUAUUCAUUUGGAGUAGUUCUCUGCGAAGUACUUUGCGCUCGUCCCCCAUUGAUGCGGGUUGCAGACAAGAAGCAAACACACAUCGCAGGGUGGGUCCAGCGGUGUGCCCAGAACAACACAAUCGCUCAAAUUAUUGAUCCGAACAUCAAGAACGAGAUCUCACCAGAAUGCAUGAGAAAGUUUGUAGAGAUCGCAGUGAGUUGCAUCCAAGAUGAGGGAAUAAGGCGACCGUCGAUGAAUGAUGUAGUUUGGAGUUUGGAGUUUGCAUUGCAGCUACAAGAUGCAUCAAAGAAGAAUGGAGGUGAAGAUGGCGUAAAGGGAGUUGGUGGUGAAUGUGGAAGGGAUGAGGAGAGAGAAAUGGAGAAGGAGGAGGAAGAGUCUAUAUUCUCCAGUAGUGUUGAUAGGAAAUCGGUGGGGAGCAGUGAUAUGACGACCCUAAAUAGUGAAGAAUCAGGAAAAGGAAUGUCAAGAACGGUGUUUUCAGAGACUUUGGAACCCACUGCACGAUGAGGAAGAUGAUCGAUAAUUGAUUUGGAGUAAUUUUUAAAUAUUGAUUUUCAAUAAAUGUUUUAUUGUGUAACAAAGUUUACAUAGAAAAAAGUAGUGUUGCUUUGCUACUUAGCAUGCUUUUAAAUAAUUUCUCAUUUACCAAAAUAUAUGGAAUUAUUGUCUGUCUUAGUUUGUUUAAGUAAA